This is a messenger RNA of Vigna unguiculata (cowpea), 1605 nucleotides long. It is a transcript of the gene RUG1, whose product is annotated as Regulator of chromosome condensation (RCC1) family protein. NCBI's taxonomy places the organism in Eukaryota, Viridiplantae, Streptophyta, Magnoliopsida, Fabales, Fabaceae. The record is from RefSeq and is a predicted model, not a curated record.
AACUAACCGCCAUUAGUAGAAGAACAUAGCAGACGUUGCAGCAGUGUGAGCCAUGAAAUGUUUCUUUGAUCUCUCUCUCUCUCUCUUCAAUGCGUUUUUGAUUUAAUGGUUGAACUUCAUUUAAUCGCUUCAUGAUUCUUCCUCACUUCAACAACUUUCUUCUUCACGGACCACCUUUUCCUCUCACCACAAAUGUGGCGUCGAAGCUUCUCCAAAUUCGCCGUUAGAGCUUCCGGUUUAGGUUUUCCGACGCGAUCUUUCUCGCGCGAGGCGGGAAAGAGGUUCGCUGCGUUGUGGGGAAACGGCGAUUACGGCAGAUUGGGUCUCGGCAACUUGGAUUCGCAAUGGAAACCCGUCGUUUGCACAGCCUUCCGCAACCAGAACCUUAAGGCCAUUGCUUGUGGCGGUGCUCACACUCUCUUCUUAACAGACGAUGGAUGUGUAUAUGCAGCUGGUCUUAAUGAUUUUGGGCAGCUUGGUGUCUCAGAGAGUAAGCACUACUCAGUGGAGCCACUUCGUGUUUUUGGAGAGGAGAAGAAAAUUGUGCAGAUCUCUACUGGUUAUAAUCAUUCUUGUGCGAUCACAGUGGAUGGAGAGCUUUACAUGUGGGGAAAAAACACAAGUGGGCAGCUUGGACUUGGAAAAAGGGCUCCAAACAUAGUUCCUUUGCCUACUAAAGUAGAAUACUUGGAUGGAAUCAACAUUAAAAUGGCAGCUCUGGGUUCAGAGCACACUGUCGCAAUUAGUGAUGGUGGGGAAGCCUUUAGUUGGGGAAUGGGAGUGUCUGGUAGACUUGGUCAUGGCCAUGAGUCAAGCAUCCUAGGAUUCUUCAGAAGUUCCAGUGAGUAUACCCCGAGGCUUAUAAAGGAUCUUGAAGGAAUCAAGGUAAAAUAUGUAGCUGCUGGUUUGCUAAAUUCAGCUUGUACUGAUGAAAAUGGUUCUGUUUUAGUAUUUGGUGAAAGAGGAAUUGCAAAAUUGCGUUUAAAGGAAAUGAGUGAUGCGACAAGACCAUCCAUGAUCAGUGAACUUCCAUACUCAAAAGAAGUUGCUUGUGGUGGCUACCACACCUGUGUCGUGACAAAUUCAGGAGAGCUUUAUACCUGGGGUUCAAAUGAAAAUGGGUGCCUUGGCAUUGGCUCCUCAGAUGUCAUUCAUCUACCUGAAAAGGUUCAAGGGCCAUUCUUGAAGUCUUCUGUUAGCCAGGUUUCCUGUGGUUGGAAGCAUACUGCAGCCAUCUCUGAAGGAAGAGUCUUCACAUGGGGUUGGGGAGGUUCCAAUGGGACGUUCUCUGAAGUUGGACAUUCUUCCAGUGGACAAUUGGGUCAUGGAAGUGAUGUGGACUAUAUAAGUCCUACGAGAGUUUGCUUUGGAGAAGACGUGAAAGCGUUGCAAGUUUCAUGCGGGUUCAAUCAUACAGAGAUUCUCACGGAUGUGGCUCUGCAAUCCACCACUACAUCCAUCAAAUGGGGAAUGGGAAUCCCAAUAACAUGGUCAAUACAUUGUGAGAUAAAAUGUCAGUCAUUUCCCUCAACCGUUUUAAAAGCAAGGUGUCUUAAACUGGGUUUCCUACUCAUCCACAACUCAAAAUGAGUCUUUUGAACAGCU